UUGCCUUACAUUUGUGAAUAUCGAAUAGCGAAUAGCGGCACCCACCAUCCGACUCUCGACAUGGGACGCACGAGGCAAGGACACGAGCCAACGGCUGGACGAACAUGUGUUCACAAGAAUCCACAAUCCUAAUUAUAGAGAAUCUUUUUUUGUGCUCAGGGAAUGGCCUCGCGAAUCUUCAUUCACGAGAAUGAGAUGAUGGUCUUCAUCGUAUCGCCAUGGCGCCAAGCACGAGUGGACACCAUUUAGUUUGAAUUGGUGCUAUGCAUCCUAAUUAUAAUCACCUUUGAACUCUCGAACUGGGAUAUUUAAUCCCGCUGAUUGACCAUGGCAACUCACCCCCCCAAAAGCCAGAUCAACAACACAUCACCUUUUUAACUUUACUUCCUUCAGACCUCAACUUCACUACUUCAUCGAUUCAUAUCAACAAAAUGGUUUUCGCACCUCUCUUCCUCCUCUCACUUCUAGCUACCGCGUCCCCUCUCGACCGUCGCAGCUGCGCCAUCGAGGUCCCAUCCUACAUCGGCUGGGCAGACUCCGAUAUGGUUGACUAUAACUUUUUUCCCAAAGCUGGCAACACCGACAUCCUCGCUAGCAAAUACACCGGCCCACAGUGGACCCAAUGGAGAGACACUCUCCUUGAAUUCAACAUCCCCCAAGGAUCAUGGGGCUGCCAGCUAGAGAUGUACUUCGAAAAAGGCUUCGGCCUGGUUUUCAGAGAUCAUCCGUAUGGCCCUGUGAAGACGGAUGUAUGGAACGUCGAUGGAAAUGUCCCUCGCAAUCCGUUUAAUUACACUCUGACCUGGAAUACUGCGCCAAGUACGACGAGCUUGUUUGGGACCACAGGCGAUAUCGAGUUGCCGCCGCAGCCGACGCCUGGCUAUUCGCAGGAUGUCAAGAAGGUUAUCAAUUCGGCGCCUUGCAAGGAGAAGAUGACGUAUAGACUUAGGGUGCCAGCGGAGGUUACUAACGGAGGAGUACGCAUGUACCAGACAAACGGACAUCCGUUUGGUGGGUGGAGAAUCGUGCAUAAUUGUUAGUUUUUGGAAGAGGUGGGGAGAUUUGGUAGACCGGAAGAUGGAAGUUUGAUUUCGUUUCUUUGGGAGUGAAGGCAGG
Lindgomyces ingoldianus is the source of this 1116-nucleotide messenger RNA. RefSeq lists its product as uncharacterized. Bases 432 to 1040 code for a protein of 202 amino acids. The record is from RefSeq and is a predicted model, not a curated record. NCBI's taxonomy places the organism in Eukaryota, Fungi, Ascomycota, Dothideomycetes, Pleosporales, Lindgomycetaceae. The transcript has a single exon.